GCUAGCUAGCAAAACAGAAGGACUUCCGGAGUAGGUUUUCAAAAUAAAGAGGCCUUGCUGGAAACGGGAAUAAAUUUGACGAAAUAUCGAUGCAAUUUUGGAACCGAAAUCCUCCGUAUCUUUACAGAAACAGAAGUAACGCUUUUAUGAGCACAUCAGACUUAUUUGAAUUUCCUCUUCUUAAAGUAAACGUCGGUCGAAAUAAACGCAGCUUUUAUUUUUUCAGCACUUCAAGACCAACGGCUGUUAGCGCUUGGUAGCUUGACACGUACAAGAAGAGGUGAAGUUACAAAGCCUCGAACCAAAACAAGACUUUACAGCCUGUAGUGGACAACAACGCCUUGUUAUGAAUGGGACCUACCUCGUCUAAGUGCGUGUUCUUCGCGUCAAAUGCCCUCAAACCAGCAGGAUUUGUCUUUUAUCUCAAAUUGGAGCACCCAUGGAAAAAUACGGUUUGCUCUUUAGGAUCAACAUGUGCCGUCCUACAGUGACAAACAAGAAGAAGCUCUUGUAGCCGGAGGAGGAUUACCCGCUCCUGCUUCUCCUCCUCCUCCUUACCCUCUUUGGAAAAAUGACGGGACCCAACUCCCCCAGCCGGACCAGCACCUCUCCGGCAAAGCUGAGCAGACACGGCCGGUCCAAGAGCACCAGCGCACACUGCCUCCUCCGCUGCAGCACCCAGGAGGAGUCCUCGGCAUCUUCCACCAACAACGGUUCUCGGUCCCCUGGGGAGGAAGAGGAGAAGGAUGGAGGGGUUCUUUUCUAUGUGAACAGGACUGGUUUUCCCAUAGAGAGUGUGACCUGGGAGAGGAUGUGGUCCCAUGUGGCUGCUGUGCACCCAGAGGGACAGGAGAUGGUGGACAGGAUACGAAACGCAGCAUACCUUCCAAAGCAAGCUGUUCCAUCAGUCCCAACCUUCAAGCCAUCCAUGUCCAUCCCUGAUUGGCUAGUGGCUGUCCAGAACUUCAUGAAGACUCUGCAAUACAAUCACACAGGAACCCAGUUCUUUGAAAUCAAGAAGAGCCGUCCUCUCUGUGGGUUAAUGGAGACAGCAAGAGAGAUGAUCAGGGAGUCUCUGCCAAUCAAAUGUCUGGAGGCCGUCAUCCUGGGAAUCUACCUGACCAACGGGCUGACGUCUCUCGAGCGCUUUCCCAUCAGCUUUAAGACUCAGUUUUCAGGCCACUGCUUCCACCACGUUGUGCUCGGCGUCUACUGCAAUGGCCGCUACGGGUCGCUGGGCAUGAGCCGCCGCCAGGACCUAAUGGACAAACCGCUGACACAUCGCACGCUGGGGGAGCUGGUGGCAGAGUUUGAGAGCUCCUACAAGAGAUACCAGCACACUCUAAAGAAGGUGAAGAUUGGCCUGUACGUGCCUCACGACCCCCACGUCUUCCAGCCAAUCGAGUGGAAGCAUUUGGUGCUGAAUGCAGCCCGACUGGGAGCUCAGGAGAUGAGGAAGGAGCUGGAGAAACACGGCCGGGACAUGAGGAUGAAGAUCCUCAAAUCAUCCAGCGCCCAGUCACCAAUCAAAGAGCGGAGCCGGGGGAAAUCCUUAUCACCACGUCGACGACAGAUCAGUCCCCAGCGACGCUUCCCACAUCGCAGAGACAAAUCGCCGGCAUCAGUGGACAGGAAACCUCCAGAGCUCAGCACUUUGAACGACGGCUACCAGAUCCGCAUCUGAUCCUUGUGCUCCAUCUUCCAAUCAUCUUUAUAUCCGUCCAGCCUUCAAGUCCGUCCUUAAAUCCAAG
Cheilinus undulatus (humphead wrasse) is the source of this 1751-nucleotide messenger RNA. It is a transcript of the gene vash2, whose product is annotated as vasohibin 2. Gene Ontology annotation, biological process: regulation of angiogenesis. NCBI's taxonomy places the organism in Eukaryota, Metazoa, Chordata, Actinopteri, Labriformes, Labridae. The record is from RefSeq and is a predicted model, not a curated record. Bases 572 to 1684 code for a protein of 370 amino acids. Gene Ontology annotation, cellular component: cytoplasm. The transcript has 9 exons.